AUGGGGGCGAACGUGAGUCACGCGGCGGCAGCGCCAUCCGCACCUCCGCCUCCGCCAAUUGCACCCGCGGGAGUUCCUCUGCCCCCCGCGGGCCCGGUUGGCUUGCAACAGGUCGUUCCGCCGGCCGAUGCGGCGGGAAACGCGGAGAAGCCUCCGGAGAAAGUGGACUAUCUGAAUCUGCCGUGCCCGGUGAAAUAUGAGGAGAUCCAACGAGAAGCACUUAUGUCGUUAAAGCCCGACCUCUUCGAGGGCCUUCGCUUCGACUUCAAUAAACCACUCAACCAGUCCUUCUCGCUCUCGCACAGUGUGCUGAUGGGCAGUGCCGAGGUGCCGUCGCAGUCGGGGGGCAUUCUGAAGGUGCCGCACUCGUCGUACGAGUUUGGGGCGAAUGUGCUGGACGCUAAGAAGAUGCUGAUAGGGCGGAUGGCGGACGGGAGGUUGAGUGCGCGGGUGAGCUACCAGGUGACGGACAGCGUGGCGUUGAAGGUGAACGCUCAGAUCGUCAACGAGCCGCACUUCUCACAGGGCAUGUUCCAGCUCGACUACAAGGGGUCGGACUACCAGUGGCAGGCACAGGCGGGCAACAACGCUUUCUACGGAGUGAACUACAUUCAAAGCGUCACACCCACGCUCUCUCUGGGAGGAGAGGCCUUCUGGCUGGGCCACCAGCGACGCUCUGGCCUGGGCAUUGCAGGGCGCUACAACACCGAUAAAGUGGUCGCGACAGCACAGGUGGCGAGCACAGGAGUGGUUUCCAUGACCUAUGUGCAACGCGUGUCAGAUAAGGUGGCCCUAGCAGCCGACUUUUUGCACAACUGGAACAGCAAAGAAUCGGCCACAAGUGUGGGAUAUGAUUAUAUCCUGCGCCAGUGUCGGCUGCGGGGGCGGCUGGACACCAAUGGCUGUGUAGCGGCCUAUUUGGAAGAAAGGCUCAAUCUUGGUGCUAACCUUUUCGUGUUGCACUUUCAGGUGGAUCACUGGAAAAAGGACUACAAAUUCGGAUUCGGCAUGUCUGUUGGGGAGUAG
Closterium sp. Naga37s-1 is the source of this 1026-nucleotide messenger RNA. NCBI's taxonomy places the organism in Eukaryota, Viridiplantae, Streptophyta, Zygnematophyceae, Desmidiales, Closteriaceae. The record is from the annotation of a GenBank genome assembly.